AUGAAACUUUAUUCGAUUUUAAUCUACCACAAACGGAGUGAUGGUACUGUGCGGGCAUUCAAAUCUGCAUUUGAUCUCUCCUCUUUCAGUUUCUUUCAGAGAGGCUCUGUUCAGGAGUUCAUGCAGUUUACGGGCAAGUUGCUUGUGGAACGAUCAGGCAUGGGCGCACGUAGUACUGUCAAGGAAAAUGAAUACUUCUGUCAUUGCUAUGUACGCAGCGAUGGCUUGGCGGCGGUCUCGGUGACAGAUGGGGAGUAUCAGGCGCGUGUCGCAAUGAGCAUGAUGACAAGGGUUCUUGAUGACUUCACAUCUAAGGUUAACCAUUCCCAGUGGCCGCAAAUCCAGUCUGAGAAGGAUUGUUUUUACACGGGCCUUCCAGAAUUGCUGACUAAAUGGCAAAAUCCACGUGAAGCGGAUCCUAUGACUCGGGUUCAGGAAGAGGUGGAGGAAACGAAAAUAGUCAUGCACAACACCAUACAAUCAGUCCUUGAACGAGGAGAAAAGUUAGAUGAUCUCGUCAAGAAAAGUGAGAAUCUAUCCGACCAGUCAAAGCUGUUCUACACGCAGGCUCGAAAGAUGAAUAAGUGUUGCAACUACUAUUGA
Necator americanus (New World hookworm) is the source of this 603-nucleotide messenger RNA. RefSeq lists its product as uncharacterized. The coding region runs from base 1 to 603 and encodes 200 amino acids. The record is from RefSeq and is a predicted model, not a curated record. The transcript has 6 exons. Gene Ontology annotation, biological process: endoplasmic reticulum to Golgi vesicle-mediated transport. NCBI's taxonomy places the organism in Eukaryota, Metazoa, Nematoda, Chromadorea, Rhabditida, Ancylostomatidae. Gene Ontology annotation, molecular function: SNAP receptor activity. Gene Ontology annotation, cellular component: Golgi apparatus; membrane.